This is a messenger RNA of Cydia fagiglandana, 965 nucleotides long. RefSeq lists its product as uncharacterized. The transcript has 5 exons. The record is from RefSeq and is a predicted model, not a curated record. Bases 534 to 965 code for a protein of 143 amino acids. NCBI's taxonomy places the organism in Eukaryota, Metazoa, Arthropoda, Insecta, Lepidoptera, Tortricidae.
GCCAGAAAUGUAAAAAUACCCCAAUUAUUAUCCUAUUUUUCUAAGAAACGUUGAUAUUUGUAGACGUGGGAAAAAUAUAUAUAAUUCUUGAUUAUAUUAUCUUUAAUAACACAGCUUUCGAUACACGAUUCAUAACACUUCGCUCGAUACAAUUUAUUCCCAAAGUAACCUCCAAUUCGAAUUUAUACUCCAACUUUACUUGUUUCUUUACUAUGUGACACUAUGAAACAAAAAAAGGAGAAAAAUCAAUCAUAACUAUAACAAUAAUUUGACAGCUUUAGAAAAACGAUAAUAAGAGGCAAUAUUUUUAAAAUAAAUAAACAUCAACUAAUUCUAUCGUAACAAAAUAUCGACUUCGGCCUGCAUGCUCUAUCUCCGUCCGUCUUUAGAAAUGAGACAGUGAUGGCUGAGCGCUCGUGCCAGACGGACCUGUACUACGUGUCCCCAAAACAAAUAUAAGAUUUACUUAUAAAAACUGUGCUGUGUUGUGUGUCCUAGUGAUAUACCGUGUGCACCAAAACCUUUAAGUUAUAAUGGGUAACAAGCAAUUGAAUAAAAAGAAGACAUCUCGAAAAAGACAACUCGGAAGAUUCCAACAAACAAUGGAACUAACGAAAAGAAGAAAAUUGGAUAAUUUCACAGCCGAACAUGAUACUACAUCUUUAGACUACAUCGAACUGCAAAAUAUGGAAAUGGAAUCUCCGAUUUCAUCAACCACUGACAUUCAAAGUAACGAUGAGGCGACCGGCUCAAACAUUUUGAACCCACGCAUUGCACAGGUGGAUGACACUUAUCGGGUUACUAGUCUAUUAGAGGAAGAAGAUACCCAUGAGUUACAAAUAUCGUUCAAUGUGGAAGAAGGGCUUCCUGACAAAACCGUCGGUCGAAGAAUUGUCGCAGUUAGUUACCAUUCGAUUCGAUUCCUCAGAUUUUAUCCAAUAAAAGAUUGUAUGGAAACUACAUAA